AUGCCAAAUUUUCAAAAUUCUUUUUCUGGCCCUUUGGACGCAGAUACUGUAAUGGACGACCUGAGUGAUAAAGUCGCCGUUAAGGUUUUCGAUUGUAGAACUGCCCAGGACUGUAACGAAGAGCAGGCUGUAAACGUGACUACAAACCAAAUGUAUUUGAUGUUCCAAAGUAAUAACUACAAUGUACCGCCACAAAAUUAUAACGCUAAUUCCCUGGGCCCUCAAGUGCCCAUAACACAGGCUUACUAUGCGCCGUUCCAAGCGCCUAUUCAUGUUCAACAUUCUAUGCCUCCAGCAUAUAAAAACAAUUCGUACCCUAUAAGUGGCCAGUAUGACUCGUCGUUCCCUAGUACCUCGAGCCAUGGCUCAGUAAUGGAUACCAACUAUUAUACUGAUACUUUGACUUCCAUACCCACAACAGCGACCGACAGUACCACGAUGACGACAGAAAACGGCAAUGCUAUUGAUAGCGAAGAGUACAUCGAUAGUAUGGAAGCCUUUAGUAACGAUGAUAACGAGAACAUCGAUAGUGUAGAGGAAGCCGCAUUGAAGUCUGAUCAAAACUCGAAUCUUCUUCCAGCAGCCUCAAUUGUGAAGAAAGAACAAUUCUCUGGUUUCGAGAGUCUACUUCCUUUGUCAAGAACGGACUCGUCGCUAGUCACCGCUGAAGAACUCAAAGCAUCUUUAUGCCUGGAAAACAUUGAAGAAAAUAACACUGAUAACAACGAUAACGGAGAAGUCGACGGUGACGACCUAGCUUUUAAGCUCAAAAAUUCUCCGGUCAGGAGACAUUUCCAUGUAACACCCAAAAGAAUAACAAGGGUGAGAACUGGUAGGGUUUCGCACAAUAUUAUUGAAAAGAAAUAUCGUUCCAAUAUCAAUGAUAAAAUUGAGCAAUUAAGGAAAGCAGUUCCAACAUUGCGAGUAGCGUACAAAAAAUGUAAUGAUCUUCCCAUUACAUCGAGAGACAUGAUAGACUUGGAUGGCCUAGAACCAGCUACAAAACUGAACAAGGCGUCCAUUUUAACGAAAUCUAUAGAGUAUAUUUGUCAUUUGGAAAGAAAAUGCCUACAAUUGAGUUUGGCUAAUCAGCAUUUAUCAAAUGACACAAGCGAGCCAUUUGUUCAACUUUCCGAACCACCCCAUCCCGUUAAUAAUAAUAGUGGUAAUGAACAAAGACAAAGGCAAAAUCAAAACUGGCAAAGGCAGCGACCACAACAACCUUUACAUAACAUCCAAUAUAACGGUCCACAUCAAAAUGGGCUCGUGAGUGGCAAUACCAACAGUUCAAAUGAUCUGAACUUUAACAACGCAGAAGAUUUUUAG
Molecule: messenger RNA, 1326 nt
Organism: Saccharomyces eubayanus
Lineage: Eukaryota; Fungi; Ascomycota; Saccharomycetes; Saccharomycetales; Saccharomycetaceae
Gene: HMS1
Product: Hms1p
Exons: 1
Coding region: 1-1326 (441 amino acids)
Molecular function (GO): protein dimerization activity
Source: RefSeq, a predicted model, not a curated record